This is a messenger RNA of Teleopsis dalmanni, 1719 nucleotides long. RefSeq lists its product as uncharacterized. NCBI's taxonomy places the organism in Eukaryota, Metazoa, Arthropoda, Insecta, Diptera, Diopsidae. Bases 1 to 1719 code for a protein of 572 amino acids. The transcript has a single exon. The record is from RefSeq and is a predicted model, not a curated record.
AUGGAUCACAUUCGAUAUAUUAUUGCAACAUUCUUGCAAUCAACACCACAAGGUCGUAUCAAGACAGUACAAAAUCUUAGACUGUGCUUAAACUGCUUACGUACAAGCCAUAGGGCAGCAGAAUGCAAAAGUUCCCGGUGCAACAAGUGCAGCAAGAACCACAAUUCGUUGUUGCACUUAUCAGAGUCUUCCAAGACAACACACAAAUCGAUCAAUGUCAAAUCAGAUUCAUUGGUUGAGAAACCCGGUCAUCAACCUUCUACUGUAAUCACAGCAUUAACACAAAAUAAGGGAUACGUUCUUCUUAGUACAGUUAAUAUGAAAAUAGCUACGUUUGAUGGUGAUUUCAUUGAGUGCAGAGCAAUACUCGAUUCUGGAUCACAAAUAAACUUAAUCACAGAAAAACUGGCAAGAAAAUUAAAAUUGCAGUUACACUCAUCACCGUUAUGGAUAGAAGGAAUUGGUAGAAGCAAAAGGGACACAAAAUACAGUGUGACAACAAAAAUUCAGUCUCGAAUUAAUGAUUUCAAUGUAAAUAUCAACGCAUUCGUGAUGCCUCGAAUUAUCUCAGCCCAACCAACACAGUGUCUGGACACUUCUGGUUGGUCAAUUCCUCAGAAUAUAAAAUUGGCUGAUUCAGACUUCGCGAAUCCAAAUCAAAUUGACUUAUUAAUUGUAGCAGAAUUCUAUCACAGCUUUUUAUCGAUUGGUCAAAUCAAAAUAGGUGAGGGUCUACCUACACUUCAGAACACGGUUUUCGGAUGGAUAUGCAGUGGCAAAGUUAGCAACGGUAAUCAAAAGUUACUUACCUGUGGCAUGUGCAGCGAAGCUGAUGACGAAUCAUUGGAUAAUAUACUUACUAAAUUCUGGCAAUUGGAGGAAAUCAAUCAAACGGAUGACAAAUUCACUGAUGCAGAAAAGAAAUGUGAAGAAUCUUUUGCUCAAAAUACUCACCACAAUCAUGAAGGGCGAUUUGUCUUGAAACUACCAUUUAAGGAGGAUACAACUGUUCUUGGUGAAUCCAUGCAGAUGUCGAUGAAUCGGUUUUUUAGUCUUGAACGUCGGCUGUUGAAGAAUUCUGAAUUAAAGAAGGUGUACGUUGACUUCAUGCGAGAGUACGAACAUCUCGGCCACAUGGAAAAAAUCAAUCAGGAUGAUAUAAUGCAUCCACAUUACAUUUUGCCACACCAUUGUGUAAUCAAGGCAGAUAGUACUACAACAAAGCUUCGAGUGGUGUUUGAUGCAUCUGCAAGAACAUCAACCGGAGUCUCACUCAAUGAUAUCAUGCAUAAUGGUCCAGUCGUGCAGAACGAACUCUCAUCCAUUUUACUGCGUUUCAGGAAACCACGCUUCGUUUUUACAACAGAUAUUGAAAAGAUGUAUCGGCAGAUACUAAUUGAUCCACGAGAUGAAUAUCUUCAAAUCAUUAUCUGGCGAGAGUCACCAGAAGAAAACUUGUGCUAUUACAAAUUAAAAACGGUAACGUAUGGCACAAGAGCAGUGCCGUAUCUGGCAACUAAGUGUCUACAAACCCUGGCUAGAGAGCAUGCCGUUAAAUUUCCGCUUGGUUCCGCUACCCUCAGCAAGGAUUUUUAUGUCGAUGACGGUUUAAGUGGCUCAGACAGUCUCAUGGAGGCAAUUGCAACAAAGGAUCAACUUAUUAAAAUAUUGGCGACAGCUGGUUUCAAACCUCGCAAGUGGUGCGCAAAUAAUUCCUAA